GCUCGCACGGGAUUGACGAUCCGUCCGGCCAAUAGGGUACGCUCAGUCGGCGGGUGGAUGAACGCGGCCCUCUGUAAUGGCGGAGCGUGGCGGGGACGGGGGGGACGGUGAGCGAUUCAACCCGGGGGAGCUCAGGAUGGCUCAACAGCAGGCCUUGAGAUUCCGAGGCCCGGCUCCCCCACCAAAUGCAGUGAUGCGAGGCCCACCACCUCUUAUGCGGCCUCCUCCACCUUUUGGUAUGAUGCGAGGCCCUCCACCACCACCUCGGCCCCCUUUUGGACGUCCUCCUUUUGAUCCUAAUAUGCCGCCAAUGCCUCCUCCAGGAGGGAUUCCUCCACCUAUGGGCCCUCCGCACCUCCAGAGACCACCUUUUAUGCCUCCACCCAUGGGAACCAUGCCUCCUCCUCCGGGUAUGAUGUUUCCACCAGGAAUGCCUCCUGUGACUGCUCCUGGUACUCCAGCACUGCCUCCUACUGAAGAGAUAUGGGUUGAAAAUAAAACUCCAGAUGGGAAGGUUUAUUAUUAUAAUGCUCGGACACGUGAAUCUGCAUGGACCAAACCAGAUGGAGUUAAGGUUAUUCAGCAGUCAGAACUGACACCUAUGCUUGCAGCCCAGGCUCAGGUUCAGGCCCAAGCCCAGGCCCAGGCCCAGGCCCAGGCCCAGGCCCAGGCUCAGGCUCAGGCGCAGGCACAAGCACAAGCUCAAGCGCAGGCCCAGGCGCAGGCCCAGGCUCAGGCACAAGCACAGGCUCAGGCGCAGGCCCAGGCGCAGGCCCAGGUGCAGGCGCAAGUACAAGCACAAGCAGUAGGAGCUUCCACCCCUACAACCAGUAGCCCAGCACCUGCAGUGUCCACUUCAACAUCAUCAUCCACCCCAUCCUCUACCACUUCUACCACAACAACUGCCUCUUCGGUUUCGCAGACAGUAUCAACACCCACAACACAAGAUCAGACCCCAAGUUCUGCUGUUUCAGUUGCCACGCCUACAGUUAGUGUUUCAACUCCUGCUCCUACAGCCACACCUGUGCAAACUGUUCCCCAGCCGCAUCCCCAGACGUUACCUCCUGCUGUUCCUCAUUCAGUACCUCAGCCAGCAGCAGCAAUACCUGCCUUUCCACCAGUAAUGGUACCUCCGUUUCGUGUUCCCCUUCCUGGCAUGCCAAUUCCACUUCCAGGUGUAGCAAUGAUGCAAAUAGUCAGCUGCCCGUAUGUAAAGACAGUCGCUACCACCAAGACCGGUGUGUUGCCAGGCAUGGCCCCUCCUAUCGUACCUAUGAUACAUCCCCAGGUUGCUAUUGCAGCUUCCCCUGCUACCUUAGCUGGAGCGACGGCAGUUUCUGAGUGGACUGAAUAUAAAACAGCGGAUGGAAAGACCUAUUACUAUAAUAAUAGAACUUUAGAAUCAACCUGGGAAAAACCCCAAGAGCUAAAGGAAAAAGAAAAAUUAGAGGAGAAGAUUAAAGAGCCAAUUAAAGAACCUUCUGAAGAACCUCUGCCAAUGGAGACGGAGGAGGAGGACCCUAAAGAAGAGCCAAUAAAGGAGAUAAAGGAGGAGCCUAAAGAGGAGGAGAUGACUGAAGAAGAAAAGGCUGCCCAGAAGGCAAAGCCAGUAGCUACUACCCCUAUUCCUGGUACUCCAUGGUGUGUCGUUUGGACUGGUGAUGAGCGGGUCUUCUUUUAUAAUCCUACCACCCGUCUUUCUAUGUGGGACCGACCUGAUGAUCUGAUUGGAAGGGCAGAUGUUGACAAAAUUAUUCAGGAGCCUCCUCAUAAAAAAGGAAUGGAAGAAGUGAAGAAACUAAGACAUCCAACCCCCACAAUGCUGUCCAUCCAAAAAUGGCAAUUUUCUAUGAGUGCAAUUAAAGAAGAACAAGAAUUAAUGGAAGAACUUAAUGAAGAUGAACCUGUUAAAGCCAAAAAACGGAAGAGAAUGUCAAAGAAGUCCUUUAUGUGGAUUGCCCGAGCUUCUCUAUUUAGGAGAGACGAUAAUAAAGACAUUGAUUCAGAGAAAGAAGCUGCGAUGGAAGCUGAAAUUAAAGCUGCCCGAGAAAGGGCCAUUGUCCCUCUGGAGGCCCGAAUGAAGCAGUUCAAGGACAUGCUGCUAGAGAGAGGGGUGUCUGCUUUUUCAACAUGGGAGAAGGAGUUGCACAAGAUAGUUUUUGAUCCUCGGUACUUACUUCUCAAUCCUAAAGAGAGAAAACAGGUAUUUGAUCAGUAUGUAAAGACAAGGGCAGAAGAAGAACGCAGGGAAAAGAAAAACAAAAUAAUGCAAGCCAAGGAAGAUUUCAAAAAAAUGAUGGAAGAAGCAAAAUUUAAUCCAAGAGCUACUUUUAGUGAAUUUGCAGCCAAGCAUGCUAAAGAUUCAAGAUUCAAAGCGAUUGAAAAGAUGAAAGAUCGAGAAGCCUUGUUUAAUGAAUUUGUGGCAGCUGCAAGAAAGAAAGAGAAAGAAGAUUCGAAGACCAGAGGUGAGAAGAUUAAAUCGGAUUUCUUUGAAUUGUUAUCUAAUCAUCACCUGGACAGUCAAUCUCGAUGGAGCAAAGUGAAAGACAAAGUAGAAAGUGACCCACGUUACAAAGCAGUGGACAGUUCAUCAAUGAGAGAAGACCUUUUCAAACAGUAUAUUGAAAAAAUAGCCAAGAAUUUAGACUCGGAAAAAGAAAAGGAGCUUGAAAGGCAAGCCCGCAUUGAGGCAAGCCUUCGAGAAAGAGAAAGAGAGGUCCAAAAGGCUCGUUCAGAGCAAACAAAAGAAAUAGACCGAGAGAGAGAGCAACACAAACGAGAAGAAGCUAUCCAGAAUUUCAAGGCUCUUUUGUCUGACAUGGUACGCUCUUCAGAUGUGUCAUGGUCUGAUACUCGGAGGACUCUGCGGAAAGAUCACCGUUGGGAAUCUGGGUCCUUGUUGGAAAGAGAGGAGAAAGAGAAGCUUUUUAAUGAACACAUUGAAGCACUUACCAAAAAGAAGAGGGAGCACUUUAGGCAACUUCUGGAUGAAACUUCUGCAAUUACCUUAACAUCCACAUGGAAAGAAGUAAAAAAAAUAAUUAAAGAAGAUCCUCGGUGCAUUAAGUUCUCCUCCAGUGACAGGAAAAAACAAAGAGAAUUUGAAGAAUACAUCAGAGACAAAUACAUCACAGCCAAAGCUGACUUCAGGACGCUUUUGAAAGAGACCAAAUUUAUAACCUAUAGAUCCAAAAAGCUAAUCCAGGAAUCUGAUCAGCACCUGAAAGAUGUAGAAAAAAUCUUGCAGAACGACAAACGGUAUCUAGUACUAGACUGUGUGCCCGAGGAGAGGCGUAAACUGAUUGUGGCAUAUGUGGACGACCUGGACCGCCGGGGUCCACCCCCACCGCCCACAGCAUCAGAGCCCACAAGACGAUCAACAAAAUAAUUCUCAGUACUCUCUCACAGGGGGAUCUUCAUUCAGAACGCUUGCAUGAGCCAAUUUUCAGGAUUUUACAUGUAUGUGCAUUAGUCAGACUGUUGCAGAGCUGUCUGACAGGCAGGAGGAGAAGCAUUCGUGAACCGUUUCUGAACAGAGAACACUUUGGAAAUAAUUUAUGCUUUUCUUUGUGUGGCAUGACUGACAUACAUACUCAAAUAUAGGCUGUCUCUAGUAAAUCUAAAAUCUCGAAGCUAAAAAUCAUCCUUUUAGGAGGUGUGGAAGUCAGUGACUUUUGGUGACGUUCUUUCUAGCAGUGUUAAACAUGCAAGACGUAAGAGCAUUUGUGGUUUGAACUUGCAAAACGCAAAUACCACAGACUCCAAGAAAACCUAAGUUGGGGGUUGUUUUGUUUUGAUUUUGUUUUUUUAAAGCGGGUAAAAGAGAAAACACUGAAAAUUGAAUUCUUCUCUUCCAGAGGCUAAGAUUAUUAUAAUGGACAUACUUUUACCUUUGUCUCUAAAGAACACUUUAGUUUUGUUUGUUCACUUAUGUGCUUUGAUUAUCCCCUCAGAAUUAGAGGCCAAGUCUUGUUGUUUAGCCUAAGAGAAGAUUUAUUUAGUAAUUUCUUCUCAGGUAUGGAACCAUGGUCAUAACUAACAUGUUGGCCAGAAUAGGACUGCUGGUUAAACACAUUUUAUUUACCAUUAAGUGAUCUUUAUCAAUAUUCUGGAUUAGACAACAAAUUAUCUUUCUUGGGUGUUCCCUGUAAACUAUACUCCUGUUUGAAUGUUAAACUUUUGUUUCUAAAGUUAAUUUUAAGAUGUUUGAAUGUUCAGUUUAUGUAUUUGAACUACAAUAAACCAACCCUUUUUAUAUA
Molecule: messenger RNA, 4259 nt
Organism: Lutra lutra (Eurasian river otter)
Lineage: Eukaryota; Metazoa; Chordata; Mammalia; Carnivora; Mustelidae
Gene: TCERG1
Product: transcription elongation regulator 1
Exons: 23
Coding region: 77-3388 (1103 amino acids)
Cellular component (GO): nucleus
Molecular function (GO): RNA polymerase binding; transcription coregulator activity
Source: RefSeq, a predicted model, not a curated record